AAUAUAGACCCCUCAAAUAUUGAGUGAAGGAAAGGCGUGGUCUAAUUGGACACUAGUCUGUAUGUAAAUUGUAGGGUAUUUGACGUCACUUCCUUGCGCUCAACUCGGCCGCCAUUUUGCGGCGGAGUGAUUGGGGGGGAAGGAGGAUCGUUGGCGGGACCGGGCAAUAGCGAAGCGGGCGUUAUCCCAAUUCGCGCACAUCCACCCACACGGUGUAGGGGGCAGAUAGGAGACGUACACACACACACAGCAGGGGUGGGGCGUUUGAUGUCACUGGUCCAUUAAGAGUGAGUAGAACGAAUAGAAUAAUAAAGGAAGAGGCGGACCCGAGUCCCACACACAGAAGAAGAGCAGCCGCCUCACCAGCGCUGUUGGCUCCGCUGCCAAAAUGUUCCAACCACCUGUUAACAGCCUGGAAAAAAUCAGAAAAGCAAGAAAAAGGGUUAAACAAAUUCUGCUUCAGAUUGGCCUUGAAAGCUGCAGAGAAUUAUUAGAGGAUUAUAGGUCAAAGACAUUUUGCUGCAGUCUUUGUAGAUUUUCAACCAAGUUGCUGUCUUCAUUCAAGAGUCAUCUAAAACGCUAUCAUGAUGAUGAAAAGGACCAGGAGCUUAUGGCUGCUUGCCCCAGCUGCCCAUUUACUUCACAGUCAAAAACUGUGGUAAAACACAUGCGGAUAUUUCACUCCAGUACUAGGAAAACCCCUUCUAAUAGCACAAGAGAGAAUGUAAAUUUGCCUAGAAAUCAUCUGACUGUCAAAUUUUCUUGUACAAAAUGUCAAUAUACAGACACUUUAUAUUACAGCAUGAAAAAACAUGUUCUUAUGACCCAUCAUGAAGACUUAGUAGUUUCAUAUUUUGGAGAAAAAACAGAUGAAGACAUUGCAAAUAUAAGCUUGAAUUCCACCAUUUCAUUUUUUAAGCUCCAGCCCGUUGAUAAAUUCUAUUGCAAGAUAUGUAAUUCAACUGCUAGCUCUAAUGAUGCACUGGUAUACCAUAUUUUGACAUCUGAAAAACACAGAGACCUGGAACAGAAGCUGAGGGCUGACAUUUUGGAAACUAGUAAAGAAAGAUCUAGAAAAAUGCUAACAAAGCCGAUGCAAACUGACUUUUUUCCUAAAAAACCUGUAUUGGCACCAAGGUCAAAUGCACCACUUGCAAUUAAUCACACCAUUAAGUUAGCUUCUGUGCCACAAAAUGGGCCUAGUCAAACAAUGUCAACUUCUGUUACCCGUACACACAACGCUCUACCAACACUAGCUGCUGUUGCAUCUCCUUCAGGAAGUUUGACACCUAAAACCCCUGCUGCAGGUUCUUCGAAUACCCAGGUUAAAUUUGUAACUGCUUCUCUUCCACAGAAUCCAAACAUCACCCUUCAAGCAUCUCUCCCUCAACAAGUGUUUGUAUCUCAGAGGUUUCCAGUUAACCAGUCUGUUGCGACAGUCCUUCCUCCAGGGUGUAUUGUUCCUACAGCUCAGACUUCAGUAAGGCCUGCUGUUCUUCCCACAUCUCAAACGUCUAUAAGACCCGCUGUCCUCCCAAUCAACCAGGCAUUGUCUGGAGCAUUGCUUCCUGUAAAUCAACCAACAAUACUUGCAUGUCCUUCCCAGACUUUGCAACCCAAUAUCAUCAACCUUAAUCAAGCAGUAAGGCCUGCAGUUUUUCCAGUAAAUCAGUCUCUGAGUUCUGAUAAUCCUGCAGCAAAUCAACCUGGGGUUGCUCAAAACACUUUUCUCACAGCCCCAAUAUUUAGACAGCUCAUUCCAACUGGUAAACAAGUAAAUGGAAUACCCACAUAUACCCUUGCACCAAUCUCUGUAACUUUGCCAGUGGCUCCAUGUUCUGUUCCUGCUGCCAACCCUUCAAAAGCACCAGUACAAAACUCACAGCCAGAUAAAGCAAUACAAGUUUCACCUUCUCUGGCUAUUGCACCCUCGCCUCCUGUUGCUCAGGUGACCCAAACACUCCAACUGAAAAGUUCAGGCCUUACUACUUCUCCAGAUGCACCAGGUAAAGAGACCAAGCUAUGGAAGACAUGCCCAGUGUGCAGUGAGCUCUUCCCAUCAAAUGUCUACGAAGUACAUAUGCAAAUUGCUCAUGUCAAAGGAGGAAAUGCCAGAACAACAGAUAAAUCAAAUAGCAUGGAAAUGAAAGAGUGUGUAACUAUUGCAGCACAAGCUUCUUUCUUGAAAGUCUUGAAAGAAAAUUGUAUUAGGUGUAUUUCUUGCAGGUGCUUAGCAUCAGAAGAACUUUUAAAACAUCUGUUGAUGCAUGGUAUGGUUUGUUUAUACUGCAAAGCUGUAUUCCAUGAACUGAGGAACUUUGUCUAUCACAUGAAAAUUAUGCAUUUGGGCAAAAAGAAAGUACAUCCAGAUUUUGCCAAGAAAGGAUUUGAAAUCCCCAGUGAUUUAAAUGGCAGUGUACUUUUCCCCCAUUUUGAUUUUAACUUAAAAGUGUCAAAGGAUGAGCUUGGAGACAAAGAUAUAAAUCUUGUUGUAGUAACAGGAACUAAUUCUCAAACUGCUGCUCCCAUAUACAUUAAAAUUCAGAAUAAAAAUAAUGAUUUAGGUGACCAGCCAACCUCUAAAUGUUCCUUCUGCAACUGUGCUUUAUCCAACACAGAGAGGUAUGAGACACAUUUAAAAGAAAGGCACCAUAUCAUGCCGACUGUACAUACAAUUUUAAAAAUGCCAGCUUUUAAGUGUGUGCAUUGUUGUGGAGUCUAUACAGGGAGUAUGACACUGUCAGCUGUUGAUGUGCACUUACUUCGAUGUCGCAAUGCACCUAAAGACAGCAGCUCUGGAAUGGAGUGUAACAUUGAAGAUAAUGUCGGGAAAAUGCACGAUUACGCAAAAAGUAAACCGAUUUCUUUUUCUACUGCAAAUCAAUCACUUUCUCAAGCAGAGAUAAAAUGUACUCCUCAAGCAAGCAGUACAGAUAAUGUGGAAAAUGAGUUUUCUGUGCCUUCAAAAAGAAGAAAGGUUGAAGUAAAUAUGGACCCUUUAGAAAAGCCUAAAGAACUUUCUCUUGAUAUCCUUGCUUUGGUCCCGAACCAAUCGGAAACUUCCUAUGACUACAAGAAGGACUUUUUGAUUAAAUAUUUCAACACAAGGCCAUAUCCAAGCAAGAAAGAGAUAGAAUUGCUGUCCACACUGCUAGAUAUGUGGAAAAGCGAUGUUGCCUCAUAUAUUGGCACUAGGCGAUACAUGUGCAUGAAAGCGCUCAAGAACCAUAAACAGCAGGUGCUACUUGGAUUUCAGAUGUCUCACCUUAAAAAAGUGAAGCAUAAUUUAGACUUGAAUGAAGAUUACUGAUGGCAUUUCCUCUGAUACUUGACAUAUAGGCCCUCACUUUGCAGAAUAGCAUGGAUCUAGUUUGUAUUCAGUGUGUGUAACUUUCAAUUACAACUUUUUAUCCAAAAAAUCCACAACCUUAAGAGUUUGUCAUUUUCCUCCCCCCCCCACCCCAUUCAUCUUGCUUGCUAUUUAAGCCUACAGUGUUAAUUCCUCAGGUAUAAGUUAUGUCAUAAGUUUUGUCUGCCAUUUUUACAUGUAUCCCAAUGUUAAGCUUUAUUAUUUUGCCAGGUUUUACACUUGAACUAUUUUAACCAGUUCUAUGUGAAGCUGUACACCAAGUGCAGUAUGAUAAACUGUAGCCUUUGGAUUUUAAACUAUUAAAUACAUUGUUAAAAAGAAAUUCA
Xenopus tropicalis (tropical clawed frog) is the source of this 3696-nucleotide messenger RNA. It is a transcript of the gene adnp2, whose product is annotated as ADNP homeobox 2. Bases 389 to 3310 code for a protein of 973 amino acids. Gene Ontology annotation, molecular function: DNA binding. The record is from RefSeq and is a predicted model, not a curated record. Lineage: Eukaryota; Metazoa; Chordata; Amphibia; Anura; Pipidae. The transcript has 3 exons.